AUGGCCUCCUCUACCUCCAACGACGCUGCCAGUGCCGCCGCUUUGAACCCCGAGCCAGCGGAUCCAAAACAGCGUGCUGAGCAUGAUCUUCCUCCCAAGUCAUAUGCCGAUUCUGUGAGUCGGUCGACACCUCAAGAGAACGGUGGAGUCAACGAUGCUACCACAUCGUUAUUGAACCCCGAGCCUGCAGACCCUGAAGAUCGUGCCGCGCACAAUCUGCCUCCGAAAUCCUACGCCGACAGUGUCGUGCAAUCUCACCCUGCUCUCAACGGAGACACUUCCAGUAAAACUAAUGGUAUGGUCUCUUCUGACACGGUCAAUGGCGAUGCGAAGAAGUGGGACGGAGACAAACUGGUGUAUGAGAAGUAUACCAGCCAAGAUGGAGAGACCUCCUUGACCAGCGUCAAGGUGGACGACGAGCAAGACCAGAGCCUGAAACACAGUGAGAAGAUAGCACUGCAAGAUAUCAAGAAGGUCAAGAAACAGGAUACUCCCAAACAGCUUGCUAGUGGUCGGCAAGCUGGCGCAGGCUGGGAGAAAUCAGCUAUUCGAUGGGCACCGCUAAACGUUCCUUUACAACGUCGGCUACAAACCCUAGCGGUCUUGUGGCAUACUAUGACCAUCCCGAUCUUCCUCUCCCUCUUUUUCCUCCUCUGCGCCGUUCCGCUCACCUGGCCUCUCCUCAUCCCAUACCUUAUUUAUACGCUGUUGAUCAGCGAGGAUGCUACGAAUGGAAAACUUUCGCGGCGGAAGAACUGGCUGCGGCGGUCGAAAUUCUGGUCCGGGUUCGCCUCAUACUUUCCAGCUCGGUUACACCGAACGGUGGGUCUGGAGCCUACACGUAAAUAUAUCUUUGGAUAUCAUCCGCAUGGGAUUAUCUCGCAUGGAGCCUUUGCGGCCUUUGCUACCGAAGCCCUCGGGUUCUCCGAGCUCUUUCCGGGCAUCACCAAUACCUUGUUGACCCUUGACACGAACUUUCGGGUUCCGCUCUAUCGUGACUACGCUCUGGCAAUGGGGUUAGCGUCUGUUUCGCGCGAGUCUAUUGAGAAUCUCCUCUCCAAGGGAGGGCACAACGGCGAAGGCAUGGGCCGCGCAGUAACCAUUGUGGUCGGCGGCGCCCGAGAAAGCCUCGACGCGCAGCCACACUCGCUACGGCUGGUGCUGAAAAGCAGAAAAGGCUUUGUCAAGCUUGCAAUCCGGCAAGGCGCGGACCUAGUCCCUGUCCUCGCAUUUGGCGAGAACGAACUGUACGAUCAAGUUGAUAGUGUCGAGCACCCAUGGAUUCACAAGGGCCAGAUGGUCGUCAAGAAGAUGAUGGGCUUCACCAUCCCAUUGUUCCACGCUCGCGGUGUCUUCAAUUACGACGUCGGCUUGAUGCCCUACCGCAGCGCGGUCAACAUCGUGGUCGGCCGGCCCAUCAAGGUCAUCCAGCAGGGAACUGCGGACAACAAGGUCGACGAGGCAUACCUUGAUAAAGUCCACGCCGAGUAUGUGGAUGAGCUGGGGAGGCUGUGGGAUGGAUACAAGGAUACUUUUGCCAGGGAUCGGGAAGGCGAGCUGGAAAUCGUCGAGUAA
Molecule: messenger RNA, 1575 nt
Organism: Exophiala aquamarina CBS 119918
Lineage: Eukaryota; Fungi; Ascomycota; Eurotiomycetes; Chaetothyriales; Herpotrichiellaceae
Exons: 2
Coding region: 1-1575 (524 amino acids)
Biological process (GO): triglyceride biosynthetic process
Cellular component (GO): endoplasmic reticulum membrane
Molecular function (GO): diacylglycerol O-acyltransferase activity
Source: RefSeq, a predicted model, not a curated record